CCAUCUUCCCUCUCGGCUCUCGCACCGUUGCCAUGGCAGCGUCCAAACUUACCCCCACCUUGCCCGUCUCAUCCCUCGCCCUCGCCACCUCUCGCUCGCCGUCGGGCCAGCCGCGCUCCCCAACCCUUCACCCGGAGGCGGCGUCGGCGCGAGCUGAUAUGGGCUUGAGCUGGACUUCGAAGGGCGUUGGCCGUGGCACGACCGUGCUGUGUGCCACUGCCGUCCACGGCCAGGACACCAACAUCCAAGUCCAAGGAAGCAAGUGGAAACCAACUGUUUGUGUGGUCCUUGUGGAGCUCUUCAACACAGGAACUAUACUGCUAGGCAAGGUAGCAGUUGAUAGCGGCAUGUUUGUAUUCUCAUUGCUUUGUUAUAGAAGCAUUCUGGGUGCCAUUUUUAUCUUGCCAUUUGCCCUGCUCCUCGAAAGUGGGAAGUGGAAAGAAUUGGAUAAGAAGGCUCUUGGUUGGCUCUUCAUCAAUGCUUUUGUCGGGUACUCGUUGCCUAUGGCCAUGUAUUACUACGGGCUACAUGACACAACUGCUUCCUAUGGUGUGAUCUUCUCCGGUUUAACUCCGCUCUUCACUUUCGUCCUUUCAAUAUUGCUUGGCAUGGAGACCUUGCGCCUCAAAUCCAAGGAAGGUAGCGCGAAGGUGGUUGGUGCAUUGGUAUGCUUUGGAGGGGCUUUAUUAAUAAGCCUAUACAAUGGGAAGGAACUGCAUCUCUGGUCUCCAGUUAUAAGAGGUAUCACUAAGAGUUCUAAUGGAGUAGCCGGAGGAUGCCACCAUUUGAGAGGCACCUUACUUUUGUUGGGUGAUUGCAUAUGCUAUGCAUUUUGGUACCCCAUACAGGUGAAAGUUUUAAAGGUGUAUCCGUGGAAACAUUGGUCAUCAGUGUUGACCUGUGCUCUAGGUGGUUUGCAAACAUGUGCCAUAGGAAUAUUUUUGAGAAGAGACAAACUUGCUUGGCAAGUAGGAUGGAACAUUCAACUAUUAACAAUUGUCUACUCAGCUGCACUUGGCACAGCCGCCAAGUAUUGGUUAAAUCUCUAUGCUGUGGAAAAGCGAGGUCCUGUUUUUCCACCAAUGUUCAGCACAUUAUCGAUUGUUUUCACCAUGGUUCUUGGGGCUUUAUUGCUAGGAGAAAGCCUCACAGUUGGGAGCUUGUUGGGUAGUGCUUUGGUUUUCAGUGGUUUGUAUAUGUACCUCUAUGGAAAGGCCAAAGAGAUACAUGUGAACACGAUAUCAUGUUCAAGCAAUGAAAAGCUUCAGGCGCAACCUACCCACAACUCGAAGUGUGAGGAUCGAAGAUUUGGUCCUUAAUUUUGGGGAAACAAGCUUCUAAUGAGCUUCAAAUUAGCAGUUGAAACCAACUAUGUUUAACAUGUGAGAUAGUAAACUAAAAUGAUUUGACCAAUCCUAAGAUGUUUCGUGGUGCGUUAAUGAUUUCCAAUGAAGUAAAACCCUAGUUUACAAGGUAUGUAUCUUAUCGGAUUAUAGUAUUGUGAUGCCACCUAGGACAAUAUCUUCAACUUGAGAAUACACGCAAUUGCACAAAUUGGUGAUUUGGUGUUAUGGGUCUACGUCACAAAAUGUGCCCUCUAUGUAUUAGUAGGAAACAUGGUCAAACACGGUGUUAGUAAUUUGUUGAACUAGUAUUUUGUAUGUUGUGGUACAGUAACAUUAUUUGGUGAAGUUAGUACCUCUCAUU
This is a messenger RNA of Triticum aestivum (bread wheat), 1707 nucleotides long. Its product is annotated as WAT1-related protein At5g64700-like. NCBI's taxonomy places the organism in Eukaryota, Viridiplantae, Streptophyta, Magnoliopsida, Poales, Poaceae. Gene Ontology annotation, cellular component: membrane. Gene Ontology annotation, molecular function: transmembrane transporter activity. The record is from RefSeq and is a predicted model, not a curated record. The coding region runs from base 33 to 1319 and encodes 428 amino acids. The transcript has 8 exons.